UUUCUUUAAUGCUGAUAAUGAUGUUACGAAAAAGCACGUAGUUAAAAACGGGUGGCAAAAAUAAAAAAUAAAAAAUUACGAAAUUCCAAAAUAAGCAAGGAAGUCCCCUUAGCAGCAAAAGGACAGUAUUAUUCAUAAUUUUUAUUCCUUGGCUAUUUUUGAACUUGGCACUAUAUUUAUCUUUUGUUAUAUUUUACUUUUUCUUCUUGUUUCUCUUUACUCUCUUCUUUCUUUCGUAUAUAUACAUAUAUAGAACUAAUGUCGAACCAGCCACCGUCAGCUCAAAAUAAUAUAGUCGGUGUUCAUUACAAAGUUGGGAAAAAAAUUGGAGAAGGGAGUUUCGGUAUAAUUUACGAAGGUACCAACUUAUUAAACAACCAGCAGGUUGCCAUAAAGUUUGAACCAAGAAAGAGUGAUGCACCUCAAUUGCGUGAUGAAUAUAGAACUUAUAAAAUCAUGGCAGGAUCUGCUGGAGUACCUAAUGCGUAUUACUUUGGACAAGAAGGCUUACACAACAUUUUAGUAAUUGAUCUGCUAGGUCCUAGUCUGGAGGAUAUGUUUGACGUUUGUGGGAGAAAGUUCUCGACCAAAACAGUAGCAAUGCUAGCUAUCAAUAUGUUAACUCGAGUACAAGCAAUACACGAGAGAGACAUGAUCUAUCGCGAUAUCAAACCCGAUAACUUUUUGAUUGGUAAACCUGGAACAUCCUCCGAAAAUGAUGUGUAUGUUGUGGAUUUUGGCAUGGCAAAAGCAUACCGUGACAAGGUAACAAAAACCCAUAUCCCUUACAAAGAAAGAAAAAGCCUCUCUGGUACCGCACGAUACAUGAGUAUCAAUACGCAUCUUGGAAGAGAACAAUCACGUCGCGAUGAUUUAGAAGCAUUAGGGCACGUUUUCAUGUACUUUCUUCGGGGAUCUCUACCGUGGCAAGGAAUGAAAGCUGCAACAAACAAACAGAAGUACGAAAAAAUAGGAGAAAAAAAACAGACGACUGGCGUAAGAACGCUAUGUGAAGGAUUCCCUAAUGAAUUUGUACAAUACAUGCAAUAUUCUCGCAAACUCGGAUUCGACGAGACACCGAAUUACAAUUGGCUACGUGGAUUAUUUUUAAAGGUGAUCAGCGAUCUAGACGAAGUAGAUGAUGGUGUAUAUGAUUGGGAACUCCUGAACGAAGGCAAUGGAUGGCAAAGCAUCGCGAAAGAAGUAUGUCAACCACGUAGUAGAAAACUUUUGGGUCCUCCUCCACUACCGCCUCAACAGGUACAAAACGAGCCUAUAAUGGCUCACCAAACUCUUCAAGAACCUACCAAACAUCAUAAUCGCUCUUCUAACAAUAUUAACAGUAGUACAUCUAGAAGUAGAUGGUCCAAAAUUAAGUCACUGUUGACAUGUGGUAUUUUCUAAAGUCACAUGUCUCAAUAACUAUCUCUCAUUACAUUCCCCACACUCAUCAUAAAAAAAAAACAGAAAAACAAAAAAAACAUUAU
Molecule: messenger RNA, 1487 nt
Organism: Mucor mucedo
Lineage: Eukaryota; Fungi; Mucoromycota; Mucoromycetes; Mucorales; Mucoraceae
Product: casein kinase I
Exons: 6
Coding region: 259-1404 (381 amino acids)
Biological process (GO): signal transduction; peptidyl-serine phosphorylation; endocytosis
Cellular component (GO): nucleus; cytoplasm
Molecular function (GO): protein serine/threonine kinase activity; ATP binding
Source: RefSeq, a predicted model, not a curated record